AUGUCUACAUCGUCGGUACGUUUUGCAUUCAGGCGGUUCUGGCAAAGUGAAACGGGUCCCAAGACAGUGCAUUUCUGGGCCCCUACUCUGAAAUGGGGGUUGGUUUUCGCUGGGUUCAGUGAUAUGAAGAGACCAGUGGAAAAAAUUUCCGGCGCUCAAAACUUGUCGCUUCUCUCUACUGCGUUGAUUUGGACGCGCUGGUCCUUUGUCAUCAAGCCAAGGAACAUCUUGCUGGCUUCCGUGAACUCGUUUCUUUGCUUGACCGCUGGCUACCAAUUGAGUAGAAUCGCGAACUACAGGAUACGGAACGGUGACUCUAUAUCGCAACUGUUCAACUACAUCCUCUGCGGCGCCGCCGACGAAAGCAAAAAGGAAAUUACUUCUGGCAGAUAA
Saccharomyces kudriavzevii IFO 1802 is the source of this 393-nucleotide messenger RNA. RefSeq names its product mitochondrial pyruvate carrier (gene MPC2). The transcript has a single exon. Bases 1 to 393 code for a protein of 130 amino acids. NCBI's taxonomy places the organism in Eukaryota, Fungi, Ascomycota, Saccharomycetes, Saccharomycetales, Saccharomycetaceae. Gene Ontology annotation, molecular function: pyruvate transmembrane transporter activity. Gene Ontology annotation, biological process: pyruvate import into mitochondria. The record is from RefSeq and is a predicted model, not a curated record. Gene Ontology annotation, cellular component: mitochondrial inner membrane.